AUGCGCAAAAAUUCGGUUCCAAACCCGGAUCCCUCCUCUGCGAUGUCUGUCGAAAAUGUGGAUGAAUUUUUGGUCUCCUUGAGUGGAAAGGAGUAUCCCUGGAGGCAACAGCAGCCUUCCCUUUUAAAUGGAGUGGGCCUCCAUGGAAAGUCUUUCAGUGACAUGCAGACGACGCAUCCUCUCUCGCUGAACCUAUCUAUCCUCGACUUUUCUCCUCUUCAAGAGAGACGUGCCCAUCAUGAGAGCAUAAUUUCUCCCUUGGCUUCUCGCGUAUUUUCUGUGGAAAUCUCACAAUCUGAUUCCGAGCUUAUCAUGGAGACGCAAAGAGAGUGUUCACUCAAAGCAAUUCAAGAAACUCAGCACCGGAAUGCGCACGAUUUUUGUAAUCUCACUGAAAAUGAGGCUAGCAUGCCAUCUUCGGGAGAAUGGAUUGCAUCGACUCAGCGAGAGAACAUGCCCUUGAGGGUUUUAGAGAACAUUGUUACCACCCCAUUGACGAAGAAAUCGGUCCGUGAAACCCCCUACAAAGCCGAUGUUAUACUCGAAACUCCACUCAUUAAAAGAAGAAUCUCCCAAACCCCGAUUCAAAAAAGAUGCAACGCAGAUUCCGUUUCCAGCUCCAUUUUAACUUGUCAUUCCCCAAGUAAAACUAAUGUGCCAUCUUUUCCCUGCCUGUAUAAUGACGAUAUCUCAAUUAGAGAGGACACUGCUUCAAUUGGAUUGGACGAUACCUAUGCCAAGCCUAGCUGUUUAUCUCCCAUUAUCGACCAUCCUGAUAAAACAUUUCCAGAGGCGAUAUAUUCGAACAUUGAACCCUCACUUUUUCCAGAGCCUUGUUUGCCUGCAUCUAUUGCGCUCUCUCCUGCAGAGAACAAUCCCUUGGCAAAAUUUAUACUUGGGAAUUCACUUUUAGGGAGAGUUGAAAAAUCUUGCGACCAUGCCGAAAUCUGCAGCUCGAACUUGCCAACGACUCCAUUGAUACGGAAAAAAGGAAACUCAAAACCAAUCCUGCCAUCCAUUUCAUCAACCUCAAAGACCUGUAAGGAAAUACUUGCAAGGCUUUCAGUUAAAAAGGUAGAGGCGCUAAACCCGGCUGUCGCCAAUAAAAAAGAUGUGGAAUUUUCGAAAUGCUCACUUUCUUGCCUCGGACUUGCAUGGGCUCCAAACAAAUCGAUUCCUUCGAUUUUUUCUCCAUAUAGACUUGUAGGAAAGGGCAAAAAAUGGGUAGCACCCAUUUCUUCUAGCACAAGCUACAAAAUCACCUCGCAGACUGAUGAGCUCAUUGAAAUCUUGGUCGAAUCAACGCCAAAUGUGAUAAAGUCAACCCGCCGUUUGCUUGUUGACGAAAAAUUGCAAAUCGAUGGUUUUCGUUUGUCUCAUGGAUCCGAGUAUUUUAUUAGAAAGGGCAGGUCGAGCGGAUGGAGGAAGGCCAAAUUAGUUGGGCUUCUUAUGGGAUCAAACGAUAAGGUGGUUGGAAAAUUGGGCGAUAUCUCAUUUUCAUUUUUUUGUGGAAACGAAGUGAUCGCCAUUUCAUCUCUUAAGGAUAUUUCGGUUUCGUUUGAUCCCUCUUUUUCGAUUUCUUCGGAAGCACAUGAGAUCCCCAAAUCUACUCUAAAAAAGAAACCUUGCGUUGCUAAACUUAGAAGCGUAGUUUCCAGCUAUUUUUGUAUCACUGGGAGUAAAACAAUGAAAAAGGCAUCUGUCGAUCAAUGUGGUAAACAAUUGUCCACAUUGCCUUUACUGAUAAGGGCUAUCGAGGCUGGUAGUGAAAUUCCCCUUGUAAUUCUAUUUUCUACCACAAAAAAGAAACAACUCCACUUGUCGCUUGAAUAUCUAUCAAGCUAUGCGCAUAGGACGGCAAAGCUUUUGGCAGCCGCCGCUGCUGCGAUCACUCAUCGGCGUAAAAAUAUUAUUUUUAGGCUCUUCCCAUCAGAACCACAAAUGCAGUGGACCGUUGAUUCCUUAUCUGUUCCUUUUCCAUGUUUUGGGGAAUGGGCUGUGGUCGGUCCAAGUAGCGAGUGGAGAUAUAUACUGCAAUCCGGUGGUGCUUCAUUGCAGGACGAUAAAUCCUCUUGUAAGAAUGUUCUUCUUGUCGGAAAGAGCGUUUCGGAGAUAUCCUCUUUUGAUUCGUUUGAAGGGAAACUCGUUUUCACCACGGAGACACUUUCACGAAUGAUCAUUGACCGUCUUGUGUCAGUACUUGUGUCCGUUUGA
Molecule: messenger RNA, 2214 nt
Organism: Mitosporidium daphniae
Lineage: Eukaryota; Fungi; Microsporidia
Exons: 1
Coding region: 1-2214 (737 amino acids)
Source: RefSeq, a predicted model, not a curated record